AUUAUUUCUUGUAUUUUUUGUUCCUAGAAGUUUCCUACCUCAUAAUAUUUGGGAAUAUCAUGUCGCCUUCGUUAAUUGACGCUGUUGAGGAAACACGACAGGAGCUGGGAGCUCAAGAUGUCGCCCCUGUCAAGCAAAAUGGAUUCAGUCCAUCCCAAUUUAAAAACCCAAGCCUUCAAGUCACAGCUGAUCACAAAGUAAAAAUGGUGGAUGCGCCAAUUCGAAAGCCUGGCAGCGGGGAGGUUUUACUUCAUAUCAAAGCGACAGGAAUCUGCGGAUCUGAUAUCCAUUUCUGGAAGCGAGGCAGGAUUGGGUCGCUCACUGUUGAAGGCGAUUGUAUUCUUGGCCAUGAAGCUGCAGGGGUUAUUUUAGAGAUCGGGGAGGGGGUAUCGGGUCUACAAAAGGGAGACCGCGUCGCGUUGGAACCACAGAUCCCCUGCGGAACGUGCUUUUCGUGUACAACAGGACGUUCCAACCUAUGUCCCGAUGUUCAAUUUAUCGGUGUUUAUCCACACCAUGGUUCACUGCAAAGAUUCGUUGUCCACCCUGCUAAAUGGGUUCAUAAACUUCCAGAAAAUGUAUCAUACGCACAGGGUGCCCUUCUUGAACCCCUCUCCGUAGUCAUGCACAGUCUCUCUCGUACUCGCCUAUCACUCGGUCGCGGAGCCGUGAUUUGCGGUGCAGGACCAAUUGGGCUCAUUGCUCUUGCAGCAGCACGAGCGUCCGGAGCCCAUCCGCUUGUAAUCACUGACUUGGAGCCGAAACGCCUGGCCUUUGCGAAAGACUUUGUGCCGUCUUGCCAGACAUAUCAAGUCGAUCCUACGCUAAAUCCAGAAGGGAAUGCAAAAGCGAUACGAGCUUUAUUCGGCAGUACAGAGUACGAAGCGCCAGAGACCAUCUUAGAAUGCACGGGCGUUGAAUCAAGUGUUAUCACGGCUUCUUUUACAGUCCGGAGAGGAGGAGACCUAGUGGUUAUUGGUGUUGGAAAGGACAUCAUGAACAACCUGCCAUUUAUGCAUAUAAGCUUAUCGGAGAUUAACUUGAAAUUUAUCAAUCGAUACUGUGAUACCUGGCCAGCAGGUAUAUCAGCAUUGAGUGGGGGCGUACUCAAUCUUGACAAGUUAAUUACGCACACCUUCCCGCUGGAACAAGCUUUGGACGCGAUGGAAUUAUGUUCUAAUGUUGCGUUGGGGAGUAUAAAAAUCCAAGUCGUGGAUGAUCGGGACAUCGAGCCCUGAGGUAAGAGGGA
Pseudogymnoascus verrucosus is the source of this 1249-nucleotide messenger RNA. RefSeq lists its product as uncharacterized. The record is from RefSeq and is a predicted model, not a curated record. Gene Ontology annotation, biological process: D-sorbitol catabolic process. The coding region runs from base 60 to 1238 and encodes 392 amino acids. The transcript has 4 exons. NCBI's taxonomy places the organism in Eukaryota, Fungi, Ascomycota, Leotiomycetes, Thelebolales, Thelebolaceae. Gene Ontology annotation, molecular function: zinc ion binding; L-iditol 2-dehydrogenase (NAD+) activity.